Carcharodon carcharias (great white shark) is the source of this 1715-nucleotide messenger RNA. RefSeq names its product trimethyllysine hydroxylase, epsilon (gene tmlhe). Bases 272 to 1540 code for a protein of 422 amino acids. Gene Ontology annotation, cellular component: mitochondrion. Gene Ontology annotation, molecular function: iron ion binding; trimethyllysine dioxygenase activity. Gene Ontology annotation, biological process: carnitine biosynthetic process. The record is from RefSeq and is a predicted model, not a curated record. NCBI's taxonomy places the organism in Eukaryota, Metazoa, Chordata, Chondrichthyes, Lamniformes, Lamnidae. The transcript has 8 exons.
CCGCUCUAGCGGACGGGACAGGCCGUGCAUGUGCAGUGAAGGAGGCCGGCGGUGUUUUUCAGGGAAGGGGUGGGCACUAGGCCGGCUUGUUUUUCCUCAACUGUCGUUGCCAUUCCGGCAGUGGGGAGGAGCCGUUGACGGUAACGUGUUGGAAGCGGCUGCUUUUUCUUUCAGCUCUUUUCGGCUGGGAGUAGAGGGGCCGUUAGUAACGGUUUGAGGAGCUAAGGAAAAAGGUUUUCUCAGCCUCGACUUUCCGCACGGGAUCUCGCCGAUGUCUUGGAACCGCUUACUGAGUCUUGGCAUCAGUGUACAGCAUCUGCUGAGGGCUGGCAUUCAAGGACAGCGACCAUGGCGAUGUCACUCAAGGAAGCUUCUACCUGCGGUAACUGGAAGACGGUGUAAACAUGGUGUUCCAGACUCCUUGAACUGUUCAUGGUUGAUGCAUGAUAAACACUUGGAAUUGAAGUAUUCUGACAAGGUGAUGCGUUUAGAUUAUGUUUGGCUACGGGAUCAUUGCCGUUCUGCAUCAUGUUACAAUUCAAAGACUAAUCAGCGAAGCUUGGAUACAGCUCAGGUGGAUUUGGCCAUCAAACCAGCAAAAAUACGUACAGAUAAUGAUACAAUCUACAUAACCUGGCCAGAUAAUCAUAUGACCAAGUAUCCCUUGUCAUGGUUGGUAAAAUAUUCUUUUGAAGGUCAGAAGCAGAUAGUUCAACCUCGUAUCUUUUGGGAUGCUGCUGUUUAUAAAGAAGCCCAAAUGCCUUAUGUCACUUACAAUUCUGUGAUGGAAUCUGACAAGGAACUAAAAAAAUUUUUGGAAGCUUUCCUGCUUUAUGGCAUUGCUUUUAUUGAUGAAGUCCCUGUGAGUGUUGAGGCAACAGAAGCUGUAGCUUUACGUGUUGGUUUGAUCAGAGAGUCUAUUUUUGGCCGAAUGUGGGAUUUUACUUCGGACUUCUCUCGUGGUGACACUGCAUACACAAAAGUGGCACUGGAUCGGCAUAUAGACACAACUUAUUUUCAGGAACCUUGUGGAGUUCAGUUGUUCCAUUGUCUGAGGCAUGAUGGAACUGGUGGAAAAACUCUGUUGCAAGAUGGGUUUAAUGCUGCAGAAAAUGUACGAAGAGAAAAUCCACAUAACUUUGAAGUUCUUACUAAAGUACCAAUAAAACACGAAUAUAUUGAGAAUGUAGGAGGAAGCCACAAUCACAUGAUUGGAAUUGGACCAGUUCUGAAUGUUUAUCCAUGGAAUAAUGAAUUGUAUCUAAUAAGGUAUAAUAAUUAUGACAGAACCGUUAUAAGCACAGUACCUCAUGAUGUUGUCCACCAAUGGUAUGUUGCACACCGAGCCCUUACAACAGAACUCAGGAAGCCAGAGAAUGAAAUCUGGGUGAAACUUAAACCUGGAAAGGUUUUAUUUGUUGAUAAUUGGAGAGUCCUGCAUGGCCGUGAUGCAUUUACUGGGUACCGUCGGCUGUGUGGCUGUUACCUGAUGAGAGAUGAUGUACUGAACACUGCAAGAUUCCUUGGGAUCGAGAUUUGAAAACAAGUCAACAAAUUGUUUAUGGCAGACUUCUGGCAUUUCUUGGAAUUUGAGAUUCAGUUUUUGAACUUGUAACUGUUGGUGGAGCAUCUUAAAGUUUGAUGAUGGAUCAUGUAUUCACUGAAACAAUAUUUUUCAAAAUAAAUUAUAUUUUGCAUUCCCUGUUGAACUAAAA